Molecule: messenger RNA, 414 nt
Organism: Lolium rigidum
Lineage: Eukaryota; Viridiplantae; Streptophyta; Magnoliopsida; Poales; Poaceae
Exons: 1
Coding region: 27-197 (56 amino acids)
Source: RefSeq, a predicted model, not a curated record
CUGGUCUCGCGCGCCGGCGGCGACCGAUGGAGCCCCUGGAGGCGGCCAUAGCGGUGAUCUUCAACGCGCUGCUGCUUGUGUUCAUGGUGAAGCUCUUCUUCGCCAUGUUCAACAUGAAGCUCGUCGUCAUCCUCUUCUACCUCGUCGUCGUCCUCUUCGCCAUGGCCUUCUCCGGCCGGGGGCCCAGCGGAUUCUAGCAUACCACCACCAAUAGGAAGGUUAGGUGUCUGAUGAUCUUUUUGUUUCGGUUCGGUUCUUGAGAGCCGGAUCGAUCGUGGAACCUGCUGUUUAGUGCUUCAUCUUUGGGGGGAAUAGAUCGUAUAUCUUGGUUUAACAGGGGAAAUUAAGCUGGUUCAGAUCCUGUAAACUUGGUGAAUUAAGAAAAUAUAUCUAUGAGCCGUGUAGAUGCAGAUU